GACACCCUUCUUCCCCAUCUUACACAUCUCCAACAAUAUUAUGUGAAAGUGCAACACAAUUUACUAGAUCUGCUCCCCAAAUUGCUUCAUUCUUUUUGACAAUGGCGGACGAGGUGGUUCUUCUGGAUUUCUGGCCCAGCAUGUUCGCGAUGAGGGUGAGGGUCGCGCUGGCUGAGAAGGAGAUCGAGUACGAGUCUAAGGAGGACGAUUUGUGGAACAAGAGCGAUCUGCUUCUCAAGAUGAACCCGAUUCACAAGAAGAUCCCGGUUCUCAUCCACAACGGCAAACCGGUUUGUGAGUCCCUCAUCAUCAUUCAGUACAUUGACGAGGUCUGGAACGACAGGUCUCCGUUUCUGCCCUCUGAUCCUUACCACAGAGCUCACGCCAGGUUUUGGGCUGAUUUUGUCGAUAAGAAGGUGUAUAGUGUUGCAAGGAAGUUAUGGGCGACAAAAGGAGAAGAGCAGGAGGCAGCGAAGAAGGAUUUCUUGGAAAUAUAUAAGACAUUGGAGGGGGAGCUUGGUGAGAAGCCUUACUUUGGGGGUGAAACAUUUGGGUUGGUUGACAUUGCCCUCGUCACAUUCUAUAGCUGGUUCUAUGUGUAUGAGACAUUUGGGAAAUUCAGCAUGGAGACAGAGUGCCCCAAGAUUAUUGCUUGGGCAAAGAGGUGCAUGAAGAAGGAGAGUGUCGCCAAGUCUCUUCCCGACCAGAAGAAGAUUUAUGAGUCUGUCUUGGAUUUGAGGAAGAUAUUUGGUUUGGAAUAGAGUAAUAUAUGUUAAUGAUCCUCAUGUUUAUCCUUUGAAGUUGUGAGAUUGUGUCUGCUCAAUGUUUGAUGAAACUGAAGUUGUGCCUUUCUAUCU
Molecule: messenger RNA, 857 nt
Organism: Corylus avellana
Lineage: Eukaryota; Viridiplantae; Streptophyta; Magnoliopsida; Fagales; Betulaceae
Product: putative glutathione S-transferase parC
Biological process (GO): glutathione metabolic process
Cellular component (GO): cytoplasm
Molecular function (GO): glutathione transferase activity
Source: RefSeq, a predicted model, not a curated record